Messenger RNA from Clunio marinus, 216 nucleotides. Lineage: Eukaryota; Metazoa; Arthropoda; Insecta; Diptera; Chironomidae. The record is from the annotation of a GenBank genome assembly.
AUGGAACGUUGCGAUAAUGAAAGUCAAUUAUAUUUAAAAGCAAAGUCAAAGGAAGUGAAGGUCAAACCACGAGUAGAGAAAAGAGAAAAGAAUGAAAACCGCAGGGAAUUUUUAACUGCUCUGAUUUGGUUCGAAAAAGUUAAAAUGUCGAUGGAACGUAAUAAUGCGUUGCUUGUGGGCGACACUCCAAAUGAUUUAUCGUUCGAAGUUAAAUAA